Molossus molossus (Pallas's mastiff bat) is the source of this 4290-nucleotide messenger RNA. RefSeq names its product hypoxia up-regulated 1 (gene HYOU1). Gene Ontology annotation, molecular function: ATP binding; ATP-dependent protein folding chaperone. The coding region runs from base 115 to 3099 and encodes 994 amino acids. The record is from RefSeq and is a predicted model, not a curated record. The transcript is spliced from 26 exons. Gene Ontology annotation, cellular component: endoplasmic reticulum chaperone complex. Gene Ontology annotation, biological process: cellular response to hypoxia; negative regulation of hypoxia-induced intrinsic apoptotic signaling pathway; endoplasmic reticulum unfolded protein response. Lineage: Eukaryota; Metazoa; Chordata; Mammalia; Chiroptera; Molossidae.
AAAGCGAGGGGAGCCGUGAAGGGCGCCAGCUGGGGGGCGCGCUGCCGGCCGCGUGGUAACCCCGCCGCUGCGUUAGUCCCGGAGCCGGGCCCACGACAGAGGCCUGAGGGCACAAUGGCAGCCACCGUCGGGACGCAGAGGAGGCUGGCCCGCUGGACCCUGCUGGCCGUUCUCGUGGCCGACCUGUUGGCACUGAGCGACAUGCUGGCCGUGAUGUCUGUGGACCUGGGCAGCGAGUCCAUGAAGGUGGCCAUCGUCAAACCUGGAGUCCCCAUGGAGAUUGUCUUGAACAAGGAAUCCCGGAGGAAAACCCCCGUGACCGUGACCCUGAAAGAAAAUGAGAGAUUCUUUGGAGACAGUGCAGCAAGCCUGGCCGUCAAGAAUCCAAAGGCCACGCUGCGGUACUUCCUGCAGCUCCUGGGGAAGCAGGAGGACAACCCCCACGUGGCCCUUCACAGACACCGUUUCCCGGAGCACGAGUUAGGCGUCGACCCGCAGAGGCGGACUGUGCUCUUCCAGAUUAGCCCGCAGCUGCAGUUCUCACCUGAGGAGGUUCUGGGCAUGGUUCUCAAUUACUCCCGUUGCCUGGCUGAAGAUUUUGCAGAACAGCCCAUCAAGGACGCAGUGAUCACCGUGCCAGCCUUCUUCAACCAGGCCGAGCGCCGGGCUGUGCUGCAGGCAGCUCGCAUGGCUGGCCUCAAAGUGCUGCAGCUCAUCAAUGACAACACCGCCACCGCCCUCAGCUACGGUGUCUUCCGUCGGAAAGAUAUCAACAGCACUGCCCAGAACGUCAUGUUCUAUGACAUGGGCUCGGGCAGCACCGUGUGCACCAUCGUGACCUACCAGACCGUGAAGACGAAGGAGGCCGGGGUGCAGCCGCAGCUGCAGAUCCAGGGAGUCGGGUUUGACCGCACCCUGGGGGGCCUGGAGAUGGAGCUCCGGCUGCGCGAGCACCUGGCUGGGCUUUUCAACGAACAGCGCAAGGGCCAGGGAGCGAAGGACGUGAGGGAGAACCCCCGGGCCAUGGCCAAGCUUCUACGUGAGGCUAAUCGAGUCAAAACUGUCCUGAGCGCCAAUGCUGACCACAUGGCCCAGAUCGAAGGCCUCAUGGACGACGUGGACUUCAAGGCAAAGGUGACUCGAGCGGAGUUUGAAGAGCUGUGUGCAGACCUGUUCGAGCGGGUGCCCGGGCCUGUGCAGCAGGCCCUGCAGAGUGCCAGCAUGAGCCUGGAUGAGAUCGAGCAGGUGAUCUUGGUGGGUGGGGCCACUCGGGUCCCCAAAGUUCAGGAGGUGCUGCUGAAAGCUGUGGGCAAGGAGGAGCUGGGGAAGAACAUCAAUGCGGACGAAGCCGCCGCCAUGGGGGCUGUGUACCAGGCAGCCGCGCUCAGCAAAGCCUUCAAGGUGAAGCCGUUCAUGGUGCGCGAUGCAGUGAUCUACCCCAUCCUGGUUGAGUUCACGAGGGAGGUCGAGGAGGAGCCUGGGGUCCACAGCCUGAAGCACAAUAAGCGCGUCCUCUUCUCCCGGAUGGGGCCCUACCCGCAGCGCAAAGUGAUCACCUUCAACCGCUACAGCCACGACUUCAAUUUCCACAUCAACUAUGGUGACCUGGGCUUCCUGGGGCCUGAGGAUCUCCGGGUAUUCGGCUCCCAGAAUCUGACCACAGUGAAGUUGAAAGGUGUGGGUGAGAGCUUCAGGAAGCACCCUGACUACGAGUCCAAGGGCAUCAAGGCUCACUUCAACCUGGACGAGAGUGGGGUGCUCAGCCUAGACAGGGUGGAGUCUGUGUUCGAGACGCUGGUGGAAGACAGUCCAGAAGAGGAGUCGACUCUGACCAAGCUUGGCAACACCAUCUCCAGCCUGUUUGGAGGAGGCACCACGCCAGACACCAAAGAGAACGGCACCAGCACUGUCCAGGAGGAGGAGGAGAGCCUUGCCGAGGGGAGCAAGGAUGAGCCUGGGGAGCCGGCGGAGCUCAGGGAGGAAGGCGAGGCCCCGCUGGACACCGCCCAGCCCCCACCUCCGGAGCCUAAGGGGAGUGUGGCCCCCGAGGGAGAGAAGGCCGCAGACAAAGAAAAUGGGGGGAAGCCCGAGGCCCAGAAGCCAGGUGACAAGGGGGAGGCGGGGUCUGAGGGUGUCCCCCCAGCCCCAGAGGGAGAGAAGAAGCAGAAGCCCUCCCGGAAGCAGAGGAUGGUGGAGGAGAUAGGGGUGGAGCUGGCCGUCCUGGACCUUCCCGACUUGUCCGAGGACGAGCUGACCCGCUCAGCCCAGAAACUUCAGGCCCUGACGGCGCGAGACCUGGAGAAGCAGGAGCGCGAGCAGGCCGCCAACAGCUUGGAGGCCUUCAUCUUCGAGACGCAGGACAAGCUGUACCAGCCCGAGUACCAGGAGGUGUCCACGGAGGGGCAGCGUGAGGAGAUCUCUGGGAAGCUCAGCGCUGCCUCCGCCUGGCUGGAGGACGAAGGCUUCGAGGCCACCACAGGGAUGCUGAAGGAGAAGCUGGCCGAGCUGAGGAAGCUGUGCCAAGGGCUGUUCUUUCGGGUGGAGGAGCGGAGGAAGUGGCCCGAACGCCUGUCUGCCCUCGACAGCCUCCUCAACCAUUCCAGCAUGUUCCUCAAGGGGGCCCGGCUUAUUCCAGAGAUGGACCAGAUCUUCACUGAGGUGGAAAUGACAACCCUGGAGAAAGCCAUCAACGAGACCUGGGCCUGGAAGAACGCAACGGUGGCCGAGCAGGCCAAGCUUCCCGCCACGGAGAAGCCCGUGUUGCUCUCCAAGGACAUCGAGGCCAAGAUGAUGGCGCUGGACCGGGAGGUGCAGUAUCUGCUCAGCAAGGCCAAGUUCGCCAAGCCCCGGCCCAGGCCCAAGGACAAGAACGAAACCCGGCCCGAACCUCCGCUCAAUGCCAGUGCCCAGAGCGAGAAGGUCGUCCUCCCGCCAGGCCACGCUGAAGACGCAGAGCCUGUCUCCGAGCCCGAGAAGGAGACGCCAGGGUCCGAGCCAGCAGAUGCGGAACCUCUGGAGUUAGAAGGUCCUGGCGCAGAACCUGAGCAGAAGGAGCAGCCCGCCGGACAGAAGCCAGCUCCGAGGAACGAUGAGCUGUGACCCUGCCUUCCAGCCCCCCCCGCCCUUCUCCUGCCACCUCUAUUUAUUAAACACAGGGCUGGGGCGGGGCUAGUCCUGUCCGCAGAGGCUCCAGUUCCUUCUCUCACUGGUGACUGGCGGUGUGGAUAAGGGGAAGGACGGGACACUUACCAGCUCCUUCCAGAGUAGAGCUGUGGUUACGAAGGAAAUUGUUCUGUUCCCCCAUCCCAUGCCCCGGCCCUGUACCUAUCCAGGCCCUAAAUUGGGGAAAGUCACUCUUAUGUCUUAAUUGUCUGGGCAGAUGAGAGAGUGGCCGUCGCUGGUGGGCAGGCCUGUAGUAGAAGGAUGUCCUCGUCUGACCAUUCCUGUCCCCUUUCCUCCCACGUGAAAUCCUUGUCAGAGCGCAGUGUCUCGAGUCUUGGUGGCCAGGUGUGCUUUCCGAGUGCCUGUUCACGCUCCCCUCCGAGUGUCCUUCCUUCCCUGCAGCUUGGGUGCUGGGCUCCUUUCCUCCGGGUGUCCUGGCAGGCCGUUGUGGCUCAGUAGCCUGUGCCCAGGGCCCUGUCUGCCGGGCGGAAGUAAAUCUCGGCGGUUCACCCUCACGUACGCCUGGUGGCCAGAGUAGACGGAGAGGGGGAGGGAGUGCAGCCACCUCCUCAGGAGUGAGCCUGUGAAAGCCCCGUAGCUCCCCCCUUGGACGGCCCAGGGCGGCCAUGUGGAGUGGCGGGCGUGGGGUGCCAGCAUCCUGCCAGCCCCGGCCACCUGCCUCUUCGCACAAGCCUGGUCCUCUGUGUCCCUUUGCUGCCUGCCCCUCCUCUCCUGCCGGUCUGCCCUCGGACAGCCUUUCCCUCACCCUGCACCCUGGGCUGACAAAGUGUGCUUUCUACUGUGAGUCCCUGUCCCGGCCCUCGGCAAGGAGCAUGGUGUGAAUGUGAGAACAACACGUUCGAGGCAGGCUUGUGGGGAGGAAGGGGCUGGGCUGGGCCUUGGGCCACUGACUGGCGCUGGGGAGCCUGUCCCCCAGGACUCUGUCUGGUAGGGGCCAGGGCUACACCUCAGUUCCUAUAGCAAAGGGGACCUGGUCCUGUCUGUCUGUCCCUUUUUUUUUUUUUUGCCACAUUGGCAGAAAUGAGACCUGAGGGUCCCCCCGUCCUGUAUGUCUGAGUUCUUUCAAUAGCAUUUGAGACUGGUUGGGCAGGUCUGACUUAAAUUGUA